CCCGGGUGGCUUACGCACUCACAUCCGCCUUUACGCGAUGACGCAAUUUUUGCCUCGUUGGAAGGUAGUUUCAGGAGGAAGUGGUGCCGUGACAGUAGACUACUAUUAACUGCAGCCAAGAAACGCUGAGUGGAGAAACCCAAAGACACCCGGACGCUCUCACUCGAAUGGUAUUUUUGACAUCUGUCAUCGAACGAUGUCAGUCACUGAGGACCUUCCCGACAUGGAUGGAACAGACCUGUUGGGGCUGCUGUUCCACAACGAAGUGGAUGGAUCCACUGAGCCUCUGUUUGCUGAUGGGAACGGACUCAUUGAAUCCUGGCUGUCGGAGCAAGAUAUGCUGACGGGAAUGGAUACUGAAGACUUUCUGUCCAGCUUGUUGGAGGGAGGGUACAACACGGAGGCCAUCGGCCCCUCUCACUCUCCCUUGGGCAGCGACAGCGGCAUUUCUGACGACAGCAGCACCGGGGCUGGAAACCACACCCACCUGGGAUGCCCAAGUCCCCAGGGCAGCGACAGCGACGUGGUGCCCAGUCCCCGCUCCUCCGAGCCCAGCCCGGUGCACUCGGACCAGGCCGCGGCUCCCGGAGAGAUGCAGACCGAGAGCCUGGAGUCUUUGACGGUCCAGGCGGAUCACAGCUACUCGCUGCUGCAGGGCGGGGGCCGCGACGUGGACGCGCUGCAGAGCGUGAGGGCGGAAAAGCCAGAUACCGAUGUCUUCAUUGAUCUGGACGACUUGGUGAGUGACGCAAUAGAGGAGGACUUCACAGACGAGCUGCCUUGCACAUUGGACAUGGAGGACUCAACACAGGAUUUGACCCCAGCAGACCAGUUCCAGUUUCACGAGAUAGUGCUCACUGAGGAAGAGAAGCGGCUUUUGGGGAAAGAGGGAGCAACGAUUCCCACACACAUGCCACUCACAAAGGCUGAGGAGAGGACCUUGAAGAGGGUCAGGAGGAAGAUCCGCAACAAGCAGUCUGCUCAGGAGAGCCGCAAGAAGAAGAAGGUGUAUGUCGACGGACUGGAAAACAGGGUCGCCAUCUGUACCGCACACAACCUGGAACUACAGAAGAAAGUGCAAAUGCUCCACAAACAGAACAUCUCUUUGAUAGAGCAACUGAAGAAACUGCAGGCGAUUGUGAAGAUGUCGACAAUGAAGGCCAGCACAACCAGCACUUGUGUCAUGGUGUUCCUGCUCUCUUUCUGUCUCAUCAUCUUCCCCUCAGUCAAUCCGUUUGGGGCCAACAAAGAUCAGAAGGAGCAGUACACACCCUCCUCCCUCAUCUUCCGGACUUUGCGCUCGGUGCCACAAGAGAGCACAGAUGUCAUAUCCUACUUCGAGCCGGAGGACGAGGAAGUUCUCUUGGUGCCCCAAGCCGAGGUGGAGAACUCGAAAGCCUUCUCCACCGGCGGCCAGAAGAAUCACACGCCCGGCUUCCAGGCGCUGGAGCAGCCCGACCCCGAAACGGGGGUGAGCAGCAACUCCUCGGCGGACUUCCCCGCUGCCGCCCAGGCGGCGGAGAUGAAGCCGGGGCCGGCUGGCGGAGCGGGGCCCUUGCAGGAAGGAUCCAUCGAUGCCGCUGUGGCCUACGAAGUCACGGGAUCCAAGGACAACUGGAUAGACCGGAACCCUCCGUCCGUCAUCCUCCAGCAGCGCCGCUCAGAUGAAAUGUAGUGGGAGAUGAUGAUCGAUGUGACCAGCAGAGGGAGCUACAUGUUGCUACUGCUUUGCCAGUGUUACUUAAACUGGCAAAAGGAUGAAGGGAAUAUACCAGGAAUUAUUAAGCUCUUCAAUCAAAUCUUCUGUCCCUGAUUUUCCCCUCUUAUAACCUUCCGAUGUUCUACUGUUUACUUUAUUUGCACUUUUUCCCAUGUCCAGUAAGCAAAAAGGAACUGGAGAGAUUCCCAUAUUUCCGGAGUUUGAACUACCUACAGAAUUAGACACUGCCGCCAUAAACUCAACGGGUUUACAUCUGUGGGCCACACGCAACCUAAGUAGCACUGAGGGCUCUUAUUUUUUAAAGCACAAUGCGGCGGUGAUGGGAGAAGUUUUAUCUGAUUGGCUAUUGCUACGUUUUAGGGGGUCGGUGCUACGUUUGGUCCCCGUCUCUCAUCAACUAAAUAUUAACAUGAAUGACUCUGAGUACGUUGUUGUGAAAAUAAGGAGCCAGACACAUCCAUUGCAUCGUAGAAAAUAGGCUGCUUGAUUCUCGCGAAGCUUGAAUGAAGUGGUUGCUUGACCACCGUAAUGCUUAAGCCAUUGCAGGACAUUUGGCCAUUUAGAAGACUUUUAAAGUUGUGUUAGUAUUUCCCUUGUAACAAGGGUAUCCAUGGUCCUUUUAAAAAAAAAAAUGGAACGCUUUGUUUUUAUGCUGUACAGUAAAGCAAGAAAUAUAAUGUCACAAUGUAUAAAAACUUUUGAAUUUGCCAUCGUCCGCCAACCGUAGUGAACCCCUACAAUCCCCCCCCCCCCCCGUUCGAUGGGACGGCUCCUCUUUCAGAACGUGGGGUUUGAAGUAAAUCUGUGUAAGAUAAUAUAAACCGUGUUGCAGUAAAAUGUACUCAAAAAUGUAAUGACCUGUUUUGUCAGCGAGGCAUUUCUUUCUUUAUUGUUUAUUACGUUACCUACUGUAGUAUGUGGAAUCAAAUGGUAUUGGAACUGCUUUUUGUUAUUACUCGACAGUCGGUGAGAUUUUAAAUGUUGAUCAUCGUUAAACAAAUGCACUUGUCAUUUGACACAGUCCAGGAAUCAAAUGUUAAUACUGUUAAAUGAUCGUGGUGUUCUGUACAUUGGAGCUCUUUAUGUAAAGGACAUUUCUGGGCAUCUAUAAUGAUAAUAAACUUUUAUAUAUAUAUAUAUAGGAAAAAAGUUGUCUUGAACCCUUUAUUCAAGUUUCACCUGAGAAGUUACCUCAUACACCUGUAAAGUUUCAAAUGCCCGCCCCAGCUUUUACAACCUUGCUUAUACAACCUAUGCUCAGGAUGUGCUAGUGCAGCCACAAUCUGGAACAGUUUGCGGCACCUUUCCUGUUGCAUUUCUCAGUUUAACCUGCAUCGUUAUUUUCACAGCCACCCAGGGAUCUCCCUUUAUCAUCUAAGCCAGACUGCUCACUGCAUUCACAUC
Messenger RNA from Pungitius pungitius (ninespine stickleback), 3124 nucleotides. It is a transcript of the gene creb3l3l, whose product is annotated as cAMP responsive element binding protein 3-like 3 like. Lineage: Eukaryota; Metazoa; Chordata; Actinopteri; Perciformes; Gasterosteidae. The transcript is spliced from 10 exons. The coding region runs from base 197 to 1675 and encodes 492 amino acids. Gene Ontology annotation, molecular function: RNA polymerase II cis-regulatory region sequence-specific DNA binding; DNA-binding transcription factor activity, RNA polymerase II-specific. Gene Ontology annotation, biological process: regulation of transcription by RNA polymerase II. The record is from RefSeq and is a predicted model, not a curated record. Gene Ontology annotation, cellular component: nucleus.